CCCCCGCCGGAGGGGCGGAGCCGCCGGCGCGGCGCUGCGACAUGGCGGCGCGGGGGCUGCGCGCGCUGCUGGCGGGGAGCCUCCGCCGCCCGCCGCCGCUACCCAGCUGGGCCCGCGGCGGCGGGGCCCGCGCUGCCGGUGGCGGCUCAGAUGCAGGCUCUCUGACUAAACAAGCUGAAAGAACUGUUGCUACAGACUGGAAAAAAAAAUUGACUCCAGAGCAAUUCUAUGUUACAAGACAAAAAGGAACUGAACCGCCUUUCAGUGGAAUCUAUCUGAAUAACACAGAACCGGGAAUAUACUACUGCUUGUGCUGCAAUGCCCCACUGUUCAGUUCAGAAAAGAAGUAUGAUUCUGGGACUGGAUGGCCUUCAUUUUCUGAGGCUUAUGGUACUUGUGGCAGAGAUGAAAGUAAUACCAAUAUCAUGAGACGACCAGAUAACUCACUGGGAUCAACAAGGACUGAAGUCAUCUGCAAACAGUGUGAUGCGCAUCUAGGCCAUGUGUUUGAUGAUGGUCCUGCACCUUCUAGGCAGAGAUUCUGUAUCAACAGUCUUUCAUUAAACUUCAAACGAGGCUCCAGUCGGUAAGAAAUGGAUCUUUGUGGCUUACAGAACUUCCUUUAGCUGUUCAUACAAGAAGCUUGUGAAAAACAAUCAUAUUUUCAAAUAGAACUCAAAUUUGAGUUCCAUAUGCUGUUGGGGUUUUUCUUUCCAGCUGUUAUCAGUGUUGAUAAAAUAUGUAUUUUUGUGGUACAUGUUUGGCAGUCUGCCUUUUCAUGGUUAGUGUGAUGUAAGUGUUGAUGUUUCCUGGUUUUUUUUAAUUAAAAAAAAUCUGUGUGAUAAUCCAUAGAUAGAUUCAUAACUAUCAUCAUAAACUGUAUUGAGAAUGUUGAAGUGAAAUGCUUUCCUGAAGCUGAGUUUGCCUAUGCUGAACUUAAAAUGUUAAAAGACAUUUAGUUGUGACAUGCAGGAAUACAGUUACAUGCAGGAAUACAGUUACACACUGCUGAUCAUGCCAGAGCUUUUACUUCCAUAUAUUGAGUUCAUCAUAUCCUUUUAAAGAGAAGCAAUAAUAACAUGAAUCUCCAAAUCAGCUUUGAGAGGUUUUUUUUUUUUUUUUCUCUGAUGUGAGAGACAUUUGGCCACAUCAGUGACUUUUCUGUGAACCCAUAAAAGCAAAUUCUGAAGUAGGGCCUAAUUAAAACUAUUCCAGGAAAUGGAACCAGUGGAGACAUGGAGUCUUUCUUCUUUUAAAUCAGUGACUUUGAUUCCAUGUCCAAUAGCAGACCUGAAGCAGGGUUUGCUCCAGGAACUUCCUGUCAGAGAAAUAUUAUACCAAUGAAAUGAUCUGUGUAAUAUCUCCAGACUUCUGUUAUCACUUGUGUACUUCAGAAUCUGAAAAGAAAAAUGAAUGUGAAAUCUUCUGUAUUUGGGGGUAAAAACAACAUUAAAAUAUGUUCAAUAAAAUGAUCCUUUUGUUGAAAACAUGCCUGGUCUGUUCUUCUUUGUACAAAUUUGUAAAUACUUUUGUACUGUUCCAAGCAUUGUCACCCUGGUUUGCUGUAACAGGAAAAUAAAUCAUACGUGUGUUAAAUUGA
This is a messenger RNA of Dromaius novaehollandiae (emu), 1600 nucleotides long. RefSeq names its product methionine sulfoxide reductase B2 (gene MSRB2). Gene Ontology annotation, molecular function: peptide-methionine (R)-S-oxide reductase activity. Gene Ontology annotation, cellular component: cytoplasm. The coding region runs from base 42 to 590 and encodes 182 amino acids. Gene Ontology annotation, biological process: protein repair; response to oxidative stress. Lineage: Eukaryota; Metazoa; Chordata; Aves; Casuariiformes; Dromaiidae. The transcript is spliced from 5 exons. The record is from RefSeq and is a predicted model, not a curated record.